AUGCGAAGCAGGUUGCUGAAGAAGAGCUGCGCAGUGGCAAAAGAGGAGCUACAGCCUGAGGAACAAGUAGAUGCACAGGAGUCGCAGGACGAUCUUAAGGAAGAGCUGGCAUGGAAGGAGGAGGAGGCGGAGGAGGAGGUUCCUCAGGCAGGGUUCGCAGAUCUCAGGUACAGGCAGACGGAAACGGAGGACCAUUCUUACGAGACGGUGGAGCUCUUUCACAACAAUCAGCGGACAUUCCUGGAAAAUGAAGAGGCUCGGGAGGCUGCCAGCAGUCUUCCGCCACCCUCGAGAGUAUUGCGAAGAUACAUCACGCAAAUGUUCAGCAAAGACUGGAAGCAGGACAUGCUUCAGCGGGGCAUCGAUCCCAAGCGUGUUCUGCCAGAAGCUAUCCAAGAGCUUGCAAACAAACUUUGUUUGCAAGCUCUUGGAUAG
Symbiodinium sp. CCMP2592 is the source of this 435-nucleotide messenger RNA. NCBI's taxonomy places the organism in Eukaryota, Dinophyceae, Suessiales, Symbiodiniaceae. The record is from the annotation of a GenBank genome assembly.